Molecule: messenger RNA, 2650 nt
Organism: Mercenaria mercenaria
Lineage: Eukaryota; Metazoa; Mollusca; Bivalvia; Venerida; Veneridae
Product: kelch-like protein 8
Exons: 3
Coding region: 188-1561 (457 amino acids)
Biological process (GO): neurogenesis
Cellular component (GO): cytosol
Molecular function (GO): protein binding
Source: RefSeq, a predicted model, not a curated record
GUAAGUCGUACUGCGCAGUUUAAACAAAACUUUCCAUGCGUAAAAUGUGAUUCAUUUGCAUACGUACCGAGUGUAUACAUUAUAUUUAUACCUGGAUUCUUUGGACUGAUUUUUAAGCUGUUUAAUGGGAUCUUUUUAGUUACAAUGAAUUAAAAUAUUUGAUGGUUUGUCAGGCAAAAAAGUAAGUAUGGCUGAGAAAGGGGAACUCCUAGAAGAUGUCAAAGAUUUCUGUGACUUUUUCCUUUCCAAACAUAAGUCGGAUAUAAUGUUUACAUUUUCUGAAGAUGAGAGAACAGUGCAACAAGAUUCAGCAGAAAACUAUCUUCACCGUUCAAGUUAUUCUUCCGUUGCCAAUGACAACACGUGCAUUCCAGUCGUUGGUAUUCCAGCUCAUAAGUUUAUACUUUGUAGACAAAGUGCAGUGUUUCAAGCUAUGUUUAAUGGACCUCUCGCGAACAAUGCAGACACAGCACCAAUAGAGGAUAUUGAACCCGAAAUUAUGGAAGAAUUGUUAAGAUUUGUUUAUUGCGGUACAGCGAAUUUAAACGGAAAUAACGUCUUGCGUUGUGUGUAUGCGGCAAGAAAGUACGAUAUUACAGGUCUUCAAGAAAAGUGUGUUGAAUUUCUGAAAGACAACAUCGAUACUGAAAAUACAUGUUUCAUUCAUAAGCAGGCAAUUUUCUUUGACUUAGAAAUUCUCCAGAGUCAUUGUUUUAAGUUUAUGCUAGAACAUUUUGAUGAGGUUUCCAAAACGGACGGUUUCUUAGAAGUGUCACAUUCCACACUGCUGGAACUUGUAAAAAAUGAUGAUUUAUUGAGCGAGGAAGUGAAUAUUUUCAACGCUUGCAUAAAUUGGUCUGAAAACCAAUGCAGAGCGAAUAGCUUAGAAAUAAAUCCGGAAAAUUCCAGACUCAAUCUAGGGGAGAUAAUUUACCAAAUAAGAUUUCCAAUCAUGAGUAAACAUGAUUUCAGGAAAGCGGUAAUUCCGACUAAAAUUUUGACAAAUGAAGAGGAACACGAUAUUUCUGACUAUCUAGCAACAACCUGUUUUAUUUCAAUGGACAAGUUUAUUAACCAAGAAAGAACUGGUAGGUUUAUAACUGUUGAAACGCAAGAAUACAAACGUUAUCGUAGUAUACCAAUAUUCGGAUGCCAUUUCCGUGUGCAUGUACAACCUGAACAAACUGCUUGUAGGCCUAACGAUGAACCACCACUACUUCUGCUUAAAUCUCUUACUGGUUCGUUUGUACCACGGGUAUUGGCAAUUUAUCUAACUCAGCGAAGGUCUACGCAGAAGAUUUUAAUUGAGGAUUAUAAAUGUGACAAGAAUUUAAUUGUAUUUCCAAAGCCCAUUAAAGUUUCUAAAGAGCUGAAUUUGGAAUUGCAGGUAUUCAAGGAACACUGUCGAAGUAGCCAUUUGGGUGUUUUUACAGUUAUUACAGAAAAACACGUUUUCUUAACCGAACGUUACUUGGAGUUCGUACAGGAGUUUGUGAAAGAUGUCAAAUGUGUUAUAAGUGAAAUACCAACAGGUCUAACUAGUAUGACAUUCCUAAAAUAGACCGUGCUUGCAAAAUAAACCCAGAUACUUGUUCCUAAAUCUGACCACGCUGAAAGUGCAGUAACAAGACAAAUGAAAGUAAUUACGGCAAGUGUCUUUAUACAAAAGGUCAUCCGUAAGGCCAUUGAAAAUACAUUUUGAUUUUUGCAUGCCAAAUAUUUUUCUCUUUAGAGUUCUUUAAAUCCAGAAAAAUACGUUUUAUUUCUUUUUAAACAGGUUGAUAUUCGUCUACUUAAAAAAAAAUCAAUUAAAAAUGGCCAAUUCACAAUCGAAUAGAGACCAUUUCUGUAUUAUCCGUUCCGGAUUUCGCAUACCGGGUUUUAUCCUCUCUAGUAGUUUAAUCAUAAGCACCGAACUGUGGAGGCGGAAAAAUCUAGCAUCCAUCUUAGCCGCGAUCAAAUUGCAGGCUUACUUGUAUCAGAUCAACGAGUUUUAGCACAAGUUUGCAUCUAACUUUUUUACUGUCUACUUAUGGCUGACAAUGAGAUAAUCUGUUAAUAAUGAUAUUUUGUUGUCGCCGUAAAAGAACGUCCCGUUUAGAUUAAGCGGCUUAUGGAUGAAAAAUUGAAAGUAUCUGCUAGUCAGAUAAUGAUUAAGAUCAAUAUUUGUUCACAACCCUUCAAGACACAGAUGUUUGAAUAAAAUCCACUGAAAACUUCAUGCAGAACAAUACUGUAAUGCUUAAUACACGAGUCAUGUCGCCAUAUUGGAUUUCACAGAUCAGGUCAGUAUGGCGCUAUUUCCUUGUGUAAUUUUAUUGAAGACAAAAUUUGAGGGGAUAAUUGAUCUUUUAAAACCAUUUUUCUUUUCUGUCACACUUUUGUGCUGGUUUUGCUAAUUCAGUUUUUUAUUUACAUAAGUUCUUAUAGAAGUUUUUAGGCCUAUGGUCAGGAUCAGCAGCUUUUCCACAGCUUUAGAUGUGCUUAAUUUGUGUGCUUUUUAGAUAUAUAACAUUUUCUUUUACAGCUACUUAUAUUCUUGUUGACCUCAUAUAUAUAUAUUUGUUAAUGGUCGGUUAAAAAGCUCAUCAGAGCUUAUGUUUCAUAUGUUUGUGUCUUGCCGACUUGAAAUUAAACUUAUUGUAUUGUA